Mytilus trossulus (common blue mussel) is the source of this 648-nucleotide messenger RNA. RefSeq lists its product as uncharacterized. The transcript has 3 exons. The coding region runs from base 1 to 630 and encodes 209 amino acids. Lineage: Eukaryota; Metazoa; Mollusca; Bivalvia; Mytilida; Mytilidae. The record is from RefSeq and is a predicted model, not a curated record.
AUGGAAAGGACGUACCAAAUGUUAAAGAGAGAGAUGAUAGACAUGAAUACCACAUUGAAUUCGGCACUGUCUCAUGUUAAUUUAGAAUUUUUCGGAUUUCGGCGUUGGGGAAGAAAACAGUGUACCGGAGCGAAUACGGAAACUAUUUAUACAGGGUUUACAGCAGGACAGUUACAAGAAGGUCCAACCUAUUCCUCUCGUUAUGGUGGUCCUUCAAAUAUACUUUGCCUACCAAAUAAUCCUGAAACCAGCAAUAGAACAACAGGCGGUAGCAGUUUUAUAUAUGGCACGGAGUACGAAGACACAUUUUUUGGGGCAAGUGCGUUAAAUGAGGAUGCACCAUGUGCUGUUUGUAGAAGUCAUAACACAUAUGCCUCCAUAAUGAUUCCUGGUAGAAAGUCGUGUUAUAGUGGUUGGAAAGUGGAGUAUCAGGGAUAUCUUAUGUCCAACAGUUAUGGAUACAAGGCAUCAUCCUAUAUAUGUGUGGACAAUAACCCAGAAUUUCUACAAGGCGGGAAAUCCAACCAAAACGGAAACUUACUGUAUGCUACAGGUACAAAAUGUAGAUCCCUCCCAUGUCCUCCGUAUGAUGACCACUUUGCCGUGUAUUGCGUUGUUUGUUCAAAAUAAAGAUACGUCUUGAAUUGA